Brienomyrus brachyistius is the source of this 3021-nucleotide messenger RNA. Its product is annotated as ephrin-A2-like. The transcript has 4 exons. Bases 299 to 889 code for a protein of 196 amino acids. Gene Ontology annotation, biological process: axon guidance; ephrin receptor signaling pathway. Lineage: Eukaryota; Metazoa; Chordata; Actinopteri; Osteoglossiformes; Mormyridae. Gene Ontology annotation, cellular component: plasma membrane. Gene Ontology annotation, molecular function: ephrin receptor binding. The record is from RefSeq and is a predicted model, not a curated record.
CCCUCUCCCCGAGGGUGAAGGCACUUUUGCCAGUUUUUUUGGGGGGACCAGUCAGAAAAAAAGUAUCAUAACAUUCAAGAAGAUUGCCUCAGUUUAUGUACAAUUCUUCAGCCUCGCAAUGAUUAUUUUACUUCAAAGUUACGAACGCUACAUGUAUGGUUAACUAACACAUACAAUGCGGGCAACUUGACAGCGCUGAAUAACCUUUGAGCUAGAGAAAGACGGAAGUAUUUGUCCUUUUCGGCUUUUUAACGCGCAAACCCGCUGAAGCCCCGCAGACGUCGCCUGUCCCGGCACUAUGGGUCGGCCGCCCUGGCGCAGAUCGCCCGCCACCCUGAGGAUCGCCGUCUUGCUGCUCCAAACCGUGUCCUCGGCGUUAUCGAGGAGACACGUUGUCUACUGGAACAGCACCAAUACAAGACUGAUGCAGGAAGGCUACACCAUCCAUGUGGACCUGAACGAUUACCUGGACAUCUACUGCCCUCACUACCCCUCCGGCUCACCCACGCAGAGCCCCGUCGAAAUCCUGACCCUGUAUCAGGUCCUGGAAGAGCAUUUCCGUGGCUGCGUGGAGACCAAGCGCGCUAUCAAGCGCUGGGAGUGUAACCGGCCCCAUGCCCCCUUUGGCCCGGUGCGCUUCUCUGAGAAGAUCCAGAAGUUCUCGCCCUUCUCUGUGGGCCUGGAGUUCCGGCCUGGGCACCACUACUACUACAGCUCGCUGUCUGGGACGGGUGGGCCGCCCCUACCCUGCCUGAAACUCAGGGUCUCCGUUUGCUGUGAAUCUGGUGCUGAGCCCACCCAGAGUGCGGUACACAGCCCAGCAGCGGCCACCAUCAGCCUGUCCUCGUUGCUCCCCUUCUUCCUGCUGCUCCUUCUUUCAGCCAUCUGACAUGGCUUGUUAACACAGCUCAUUAAGACCACAUCUUUCCCUCAAUCUGCCCUGACCUACUUGCAGUCCUUUGGAGGCCCUCGCUGUCUCAAACGUGUCUUCAUGUGAAGUUCCGACUGCAGUCCAGCCCCCGCUGAUUCCACCAUGGUGGCCAGCACCCCUGGGGGGCCCUUUUUUAGCUGACCACUGUCUCCGAAGCGGGUGGCAUCUGUCUCCUGCUUUUGUGUCAUGUUAGCCCCACCCGCCACACUGAGCUGAGACAGAGGGACACUAAUCUCUCAUCAAGAGCUUAUUGCUACCCAAGAGGACAAGAGGCUGGCAGUCACUGGGCAAAGAAGCUGGACCACAGCAGUCAAUAUAAUUACACGGGGUUUUACAGACAAUCAGCCGGCGAGCGCCUUGAAGAUAACCGAAGAAUAAUUCCUAUAAGAAACCCGGAACCAAAUCUGGCACACAUCGGGUUUCCAGUGCACCACGGUGACCAGUGAAGGUGCUGGAUAUUUGCAGUCAUCAGUUGCCUCUUCAACUUCUAAAACUUGAAGAAACACACACACACACACAUAUAUCAACCAAAACUGGCAGUUCUGGCGAGUUGUAUUUUUACGGCCUCAAUCAAAGCGAGAUUGUAGCAGUGAUUGAGUAAGGUAUGCACUUCUGCCUUAUGGGCAAACCUGUGUCCCUGAAUUGCCAUGUCAGCUGAAUUUGUAUUACACCCCUUCCUCCUGACCUUCUGGUCCAAUUAGUGGCUAAUCUGUAUGAUUUAUACCUGAAAUUACAACACGGUUUCUCAUGUAAAAUCUGUAUGUAGAUCGUAAUCCUUCGUGUGUGCUUUGGCAUUUUAGUUAAGUUUUAUUAGACAACUGAGUAAAAGAAGCCUAGUCCAGACUGAAUUUGAGGGCAUUUUCUCAUUAUGAAAAGUCCCUGGUUUGCAUUGGGAAGAAAGAUUCGAAUGUCGAUGUGCUUUGGACCCCAGCGGAGUUCAGAUUCCUGUGUUUGCCGGCUUUUAUUCCAACUGACCUAAUAAAUUAGGCUUCAUUGCUCUCAUGAUUGAAUUCUGACCCGAUUUGUCCUCUAUACCCAUUAAUAAAUUCUGAGAUGGUACUUUUUUAACUGAUAAAAGCUAUAAGGAAAUAUUUCAUUUUUGCCUCUUAAAAUAAUAAUACCGUGCCAAAUCUAAUUAUGGUUAAUUAAAUAUUAAACUACAUAGAUUACUUAAUAGUUCAUAGCCUUUGAACAAUUCAAUAACUGAAUUAAUCCUAAUUAAGUUGAAUAGUAAUGUUGCAUCAUACUUGUAAAUGAACUUGAAGGUCCAUUCUAUUGAUUUAUUUGGUAUCUAUAACACUGUUUCUGCUUUAGCUGCAGUUUGUAACUUACUAGACAAAGCAGAGAGAUUAAUACAAUGUAAUCAAUCCUGAAUACUGUGACUGACUAGAGGUUGCCUGGAUCAAAAACCAGUAUACACAGAGCUAGUAUGGAACCAGGGUUGUACCCAACUCGUUUUGAAUAUGAGUACUGUUGAAUUCAUUGUGGUAAUAAACACCAGAGAUUUUGAUUACUGCGGAAUGAAUUGUUGUGAUAAACAUAAUUGACUUGGAUUAAAAUAACAUGCAUUGUAUUACAGUAUUUACUGCUUAUGCUAAUUAUGACAGCCGUCCCUAGUUAUGGUAGUGAUUAUGUAGUGCAUAUGGUUUCCCAGGGGCCAGAGGUGUUUUUCUAUUUGUAAUUUUAGCUUGUAAUUUCCCUUAACCUCCGUUUUUCUGGUGUCAGCACAGCAUAUCUGUCGAUACGGAAUAUGGUUGUAAGUUCCUUUUGGAAACUGCUCCAGAUAAAGGUGUCCAUUCAAUGAUAAAUGAUGAGAAAAGGCGAGCAAAGAGCACUUUGAAUUGUGGGUCUGGAACCAGAAUUCACACUUGAUUCAGAUCGAGCAGCAGGGAUGAUCAGGGUACUCGCAUUUAUUCUUUUACAAUGUUCUCUUGUUCCAAGUUCUGUCAUUUGGGGGGGGGGGGGGAGACAGAUUUUUGUUUUGUACCUUUUCACAUUUUUGUGAAUUUUGUGCAUCUUCUAUGAAGACCUGAAUUUUACCAUUUUUAAUCAGGCUAAUAAACUCAAUAAAUAUAAUUUGAAUAGGUGUA